This is a messenger RNA of Trypanosoma cruzi, 442 nucleotides long. RefSeq names its product trans-sialidase, putative. The transcript has a single exon. The annotation marks the transcript as partial. The record is from RefSeq and is a predicted model, not a curated record. Lineage: Eukaryota; Euglenozoa; Kinetoplastea; Trypanosomatida; Trypanosomatidae.
GGCGAAAACAACAAUUCGCCUACGGCCGCUGUUGCAGGAGCAGGUGAAUUUGGGACAACGCACAGCGAGGAUUUCUUCACUACGGAAGUGGAAAGCUCGAUGGGGGAGGAAGAACAAUCCGCGCCGGAGGAGGGAGCAAACCCAACAACCCUGCAGUCAAGGGAGACCAAUGGAGAUGGGGAUGCGCAGCCAGUACAAGAGAGCGUGGCGCCUCUGGCUGGAAGUGAGGGGUUGCUGCCCAAACAAAGCGAGGCCCCUGUUCCAGAAAAUAACCACUCCGAAUCCGGGAGCGGCGCGAGCCAAGAGGACCGCCUUGCCCUGCUCAACGACCGCGAAAUUGAUGCUGCAUGAUUGGAAUGUCGACAGCACUGCGCGUGUGUGCGUGUCUCGGGUGUCGAUGCUUCUUCUUCUGGGACUGUGUGGAGCUGUGGCAGUCUUGUGA